UCGCCCAGCGUUUCUCUGGAGGGAAGCUGGGGAGGCUAUAGCGGCUUGGGAGACCAUUAAACUUUAAAGAUAACUGAGCCUCUAAAGCCGUCUCAAAAUGACGGAAGUCGUGGAGGAAUAUGAGGAAUAUGUGGAAUAUGAGGAAGAGGAGGAGGAGGAGGAGGGGGAGGAGUUUAUCGAGGAGUAUGUUGAGCAGAUAACAACCACGACUGGCACUGAGCACACAACUCAGUUCUCGCAGUCUGGCAUGCCCGUUAGGAAGGUCAGGAAGAAGGUCAAGGUGGAUACUUCCAAGUUCAUGACUCCAUACCUGGCUCACAGCCAGAAAAUGAUGGAGCAGUUCAGCCACAACAAGUACCGGCAUGCGUAUGACUUGUCUAAAGGCACUCCACCCGCCAUCACCACUGAGACUCCUGAGCUGAUUCGCAUCAGAAAGGCCCAGGAGCAGCUGAGUGAGGUUAAAUAUCGCAUGGAGGGAAACAGAGCUCGGACUACAAGUCUGUACGAUGGUGAGGCCAGAGAGAUCGCCCACGUCAAGCAUGUUUCUGAACUGAUCAGCAAGGUUCUGUACAGACAGAAAUGGGACGAGACUAAGGACAAGUACCUGCUGCCUCCCGAUGCCCCCGAGCUUGUUCUGGCUGUGAAGAACGCUGCCAACUACAGCAAUAAACUGUACAAGGAAGCCUGGGAGGAGGAGAAGACCAUGUUCUAUCCCUACAGUGACAGUCCAGAGCUGCGCAGAGUGGCCAAAGCUCAGGAGGCUCUCAGUGAUAUUCAGUACAAGAAGGGUCACCAUGAGCGUAAGGCCAAGUAUACGUCUCUGGCUGAUCCUCCUGAGGUGGAGCUGGCCAGGAAAGUGGACCAGCAGCUCAGUGACCUUAAGUACAAGGAGGAUUACAAUAAAAAUGUGAAGGGUCAGUGGUGUGAGACGCCCUACUUUGAUGUGGCCACGGCCAGAGUGGCGAUGGACAAUUUCAGCAGUAGGAAAUACACGCAACAUCACGAGGACACGAAAGACCAAAUUUAUUUCAUGCAGACGGAUACGCCGGUUUACGACACAAACAAGAAGGCUCGUAUUGCUGCCAGUGAGGUCCAAUACAAGAAGGAAUACGAGAAAUCCAAAGCGCAGUCUGACUACAACACGCUCCCGGCCACUGAUAAUCCUCUCCUCAGACAACUACGUUACGCCGGAACUAUCCUCAGUGAUAAAGUAUAUAAGAAAAACUAUGAGAAAUCCCGGGGUUUUAGUAUCAACUACUGUGACACGCCCAAGUUUCAGAUGGACUCCGUACUUAAAAAGUUCACUGACAUGCAUUACAAAGAUAAGUAUAAUAGGGAGGUGAAGGGCCACUACAUUGGCAGUUAUGAGGACGUCUACAUGCUCCACUGUCAGCAGGUCGAGCAGAUGAAGAACGAGCAACAAUAUAAAUCCGACUAUGAAGACAUGAAAACGAGAUGCUUCUUCCCUCAAACGGUUACGCCUGAAUAUGAAGCUACGAAGAAGCUUCAAGGCUGUAGUGAUAAAGUUUACCGACAACAUCCGGACAAAGUGAAAUUUACACAGGUGGUGGAUUCUCCAGUUCAGGUUCAAGCCGCUAUCAACGCCCAGCAGCUCAGUGACUUGAACUACAAGGCAAAGUAUGAGGAGUCAAAGGUCAAGUACAGUUUGCCCCCAGACUACCCCUUCUUCCUCCAGUCCAGAGCAAACGCAUUUAACCUCAGUGAUAACUGUUAUAAAUACAAUUGGGAGAAAGACAAGGCGAAAAAGUUUGAGGUUAAGGGCGACGCCAUCUCGAUCCUCGCAGCUCGUGCUCACACCAACAUCGCCAGUGAUGUUAAAUAUAAAAAGGAGCACGAGAAGAACAAGGGGAAGAUGGUGGGAGCCCUGAGCAUCAACGACGACCCCAAGAUCUUACACUCUGUUCACGUGGCCAAAAUCCAGAGUGAUCGUGAAUAUAAGAAGGAUUAUGAAAAGGUGAAGACCAAGUACCACACACCACUGGAUAUGGUCUCCGUCACCUUGGCUAAAAAAUCCCAGGCCAUCGCCAGCAUGGCCGGAUACAGGAAGAUCAGCCCCAACUUCUUCCUCCCCCACGACAGUGUUCUGCUGGACCUGGCCAAGAAAGCCAACAUCAUCCAGAGUGACAAUGAGUACAAGGCCGACUACAACGCCUACACCAAAGGUUCCUCUUGGGUCCCCUUCGGUUCCUUGGAGGUGGAGAAGGUGAAGAAAGCAGGAGAGAUUCUGAGUGAGAAAAAAUACAGACAACAUCCAGACACGAUCCGCUUCACAUCGAUUGACGAUCACCCCGUCAUGCUGCAGUGCAAAGUCAACCAGCUGCAGAGGAGCGACCUGUUUUAUAAGAGCGGUUUGGAGGAGAUUCAUCAGAAAUACUCUCUGCCUCCCGAUACACCUGAGCUCCUUCAGGCCAAAUGCAACUCCUACAACAUCAGCAAGAGCAACUACAAGCACGCCUGGGAGGAAACUAUCGCUAAAGGUUACGACCUGAAGCCUGACGCCAUCUCCGUGAUUGCCGCUAAAGCCGCCAGACACGCCGCGAGUGACGUGCAAUACAAAAAGGCCUACGAGAAGGCCAGAGGCCACCACGUCGGCUUCCGCAGCCUCCAGGACGAUCCUCUGCUGGUUCACUACAUGCAUGUGGCCAAGAUGCAGAGUGAGAAGAACUACAAGAAGGACUACCACAAGGCCAAGCUGAAGUACCACACCCCAGUGGACAUGGUGAGUCUGGCUCACGCCAAACACGCCUCAACGGUGCAGACCUGCGCUGGAUACAAGCAGCACCACCACAAAUACUUCCUCCUGCCUGACGCUAUGGGUCUGCAACUGGCUCGCAACAUGAACUACAACGCCAGUGAUUACAACUAUAAACUGGAUUACGAGACCACAUGCAAGGGAAUUGGCUGGGUUCCCAUCGGUUCCCUGGAUGUGGAAAAGGCCAAAACGGCAGGUGCAGCUCUGGAUGAGAGAAAGUACCGUCAGCACCCGAGCACCCUGAAAUUCACCAGUCCCACUGACUCCAUGAGCAUGGAGCUAGCCAAGACCAAUUCCAAGAUCAUGGACAUGAAAGAGUAUAAAUCCAGUGGAGAGAAGUUCAUGCACACCUACCAUCUCCCUGUUGAUGUCCCCGAACUGAUGCAGGCCAAAUACAAUGCUGUCAACAUCAGCCAGAAUUACUACAAAUAUGAACAUCGUCAGGAUCUGCUCAAAGGACAUCACGUGAAGGAAGAUGCUAUUCCUAUUGUUGCAGCAAGACAGUCCAGAGACAUUGCCAGCAAUUACAAGUACAAGUUGGCUUACGAGAAGGCCAGAGGCCGCCACGUCGGCUUCCGCAGCCUCCAGGACGAUCCUCUGCUGGUUCACUACAUGCAUGUUGCCAAGAUUCAGAGCGAUGGGAACUACAAGAAGGACUACCACAAGGCUAAGCUGAAGUACCACACCCCGGUGGACAUGCUGAGUGUGGUCCAGGCCAAGCACGCCUCUGCUGUUCAGACGAUGACUGGAUACAAAAAGGUCCCUCACAGCUACAUGCUCCUGCCCGACAAUCUGCACCUGCAACGCUGUCGCAACAUGAUGGACAUUCAGAGUGAUAAUAACUACAAGUCCGAUUACACCAACUAUUGCAGAGGAAUAGGUUGGGUUCCCAUUGGUUCCGUGGAUGUUGAGAAUGCUAAGGCUGCUACCGCUGCCAUGGACGAACAGAACUACCGCAAACAUCCCAGUACUUUUAAAUUCACCAGCAAGACAGACGCCAUGAACAUGGUUCUGGCUCUGAGCAACUCAAAGCAGAUGAACAACACUGCAUACAAGGCCUCUGGUGAGAAGUUUUUGCACACUUAUCAUCUGCCUGCUGACAGUCCCGAGUUCCUCCAGGCUAAAUUCAAUGCCCAAACCCUCAGCGAGAGCCACUACAAGCACCAGUGGCUGGAGCAUAUUGCCAAAGGAUACGACAUGAAGCCCGAUGCUAUUUCUGUCCUGCACGCCAAGCACGGCAGACAUAUUGCCAGCAACGUCCAGUACAAGAAAGAGUAUGAGAAGGCCAGAGGCCACCACGUCGGCUUCCGCAGCCUCCAGGACGAUCCUCUGCUGGUUCACUACAUGCAUGUGGCCAAGAUUCAGAGCGACGGGAACUACAAGAAGGACUACCACAAGUCCAAGCUGAAGUACCACACCCCAGUGGACAUGCUGAGUGUGGUCCAGGCCAAGCAGGCCUCUGCUGUUCAGACGAUGACUGGAUACAAGAAGGUCCCUCACAGCUACAUGCUCCUGCCCGACAACCUGCACCUGCAGCGCUGUCGCAACAUGAACAUCCACGCCAGUGACUGUGAUUACAAGUCUGAGUGGAACAACUACAUCAGAGGCAUUGGAUGGGUUCCCAUUGGCUCAAUCGGGGUCGAGACUGCCAAAUUAGGCGGUCAGAUUCUGAGCGAACACAAGUACCGCACUCAUCCAGCCACCUUCAAGUCCAGCAAGCUGAUGGACUCCAUGGACUUGACUCUGGCUACUGCCAACAACAAGAUCAUGAACAAGAAAGCCUACACUGCAGCUUGGGAGAAGGACAAAACGACAGUCCACGUCAUGCCAGACUCUCCCGAGAUCGUCCUGGCCAAGGCUAAUGCCCUCACUAUGAGCAAUAAACUUUAUAAAGCUGGCCUGGUGGAGAUGGCCAACAAGGGCCACCACCUCAAAGAAGAUGCCAUCUCAGUUCUGGCUGCCAGAUCUGCCACUAAUAUUGCCAGUAACUACAAGUACAAGUUGGCUUACGAGAAGGCCAGAGGCCACCACGUCGGCUUCCGCAGCCUCCAGGAUGAUCCUCUGCUGGUUCACUACAUGCAUGUGGCCAAGAUUCAGAGCGACGGAAACUACAAGAAGGACUACCACAAGUCCAAGCUGAAGUACCACACCCCAGUGGACAUGCUGAGUGUGGUCCAGGCCAAGCAGGCCUCUGCUGUUCAGACUAUGACUGGAUACAAGAAGGUCCCUCACAGCUACAUGCUCCUGCCUGACAACCUGCAUCUGCAGCGCUGUCGCAACAUGAACAUCCACGCCAGUGACUGUGAUUACAAGUCUGAGUGGAACAACUACAUCAGAGGCAUUGGAUGGGUUCCCAUUGGCUCAAUCGGGGUCGAGACUGCCAAAUUAGGCGGUCAGAUUCUGAGCGAACACAAGUACCGCACUCAUCCAGCCACCUUCAAGUCCAGCAAGCUGAUGGACUCCAUGGACUUGACUCUGGCUACUGCCAACAACAAGAUCAUGAACAAGAAAGCCUACACUGCAGCUUGGGAGAAGGACAAAACGACAGUCCACAUCAUGCCAGACUCUCCCGAGAUUGUCCUGGCCAAGGCUAAUGCCCUCACUAUGAGCAAUAAACUCUACAAAGCCGGUGUGGUGGAGAUGGCAAACAAGGGCUACAACCUCAAAGCAGACGCCGUCUCAAUUCUUGCCGCCAAGUCUGGUACCACUAUUGCCAGCGAUUACAAGUACAAGUUGGCUUACGAGAAGGCCAGAGGCCACCACGUUGGCUUCCGCAGCAUCCAGGACGAUCCUCUGCUGGUUCACUACAUGCAGGUGGCCAAGAUCCAGAGCGACAAGAACUACAAGAAGGACUACCACAAGUCCAAGCUGAAGUACCACACCCCGGUGGACAUGGUGAGUGUGGUCCACGCCAAGCAGGCCUCUGCUGUUCAGACUAUGACUGGAUACAAGAAGCUUAUCACCCACUGCACCAUGCUGCCGGACGCCAUGAACCUGCAACUGGCUCGUAACAUGCAGUUCAUCGCCAGUGAUAAUCAGUACAAGAGCGAUUAUGACACCUACAUGAAAGGAAUCGGAUGGGUCCCCAUUGGUUCGUUGGAUGUUGAGAAAGCAAAAAUAGGUGGUCAGAUCCUCAGUGAGCAUCGGUACCGCCAGCAUCCAUACAACCUGAAAUUCACCAAGGACAUGCACUCCAUGGAUCUGGUCCUGGCCACUGCCAACAACCACAUCAUGGACAAGCAAUCUUACACCAAAGCCUGGGACGCAGACAAGACUUCAAUCCACAUCAUGCCUGAUGCAAUGGGCAUCGUUUUGGCCAGAGACAACAAGAAAAACUUCAGUGAGAAACUGUACAAAUUGGACAAUGAGCUGGCCAAGAAGAAGGGCCAUCAUGUCGGUGCAGAUGCUAUUGCUGUCAAGGCUGCCAAGGCCUCCACUGUUAUUGCUAGUGAUUACAAGUACAAGACAGGUUACCGUAAGCAGGUGGGUCACCACAUCGGUGCUCGCAGCGUCCAGGACGACCCUCUGCUCAUGCUGGCUCUGAACUCGGCCAAGAUCGCCAGUGACGCCCUGUACAAGAAGGACUUCAACAAGUCCAAGACCAGGUUCCACCUGCCCGUGGACAUGCUGAUCCUAGAACUGGCCAAGAAAUGCCAGAUCCAAGUCAACGACUUCAACUACAGGACUCACCUGCACAACUGGACCUGCCUGCCAGACUCCAACGACGUGGUCCAGGCCAGACACGCCUAUGACAUACAGAGUGAUGCUGUUUACAAGGAGGACCUGAAGUGCAUGCAGGGUAUCGGAUGGGUGCCUAUAGGUUCACUGGACGUGGAGAAGGUGAAGAAAGCCGGUGAGGCCCUGAACGAGAAAAAGUAUCGUCAGCAUCCGAGCAACUACAAGUUCAAACUCACCACUGAAGACAUUCCCAUGGUUCUGGCCAAGGCCAACGCUGAUGUUAUGAACAAGAAAGCGUACAUCAAAGACUGGGAGAAGGACAAGACCACCGUCCACAUCAUGCCUGAUGCUAUUGAUAUUCUGCUGGCUAAAGCAAACAAAGCCAACUACAGCUUGAAAAUGUACAAGCAGGCACAUGAAGAUGCCAAGAAGAAAGGAUACGACCUGCGUAAUGAUGCCGUUUCCGUUAUUGCAGCCAGGGCUUCCAGAGACAUCGCCAGCGAUUACAAGUACAAGACGGGUUACCGUAAGCAGGUGGGUCACCACAUCGGCGCUCGCUGCGUCCAGGACGACCCUCUGCUCAUGCUGGCUCUGAACUCGGCCAAGAUCGCCAGUGACGCCCUGUACAAGAAGGACUUCAACAAGUCCAAGACCAGGUUCCACCUGCCCGUGGACAUGCUGAUCCUGGAGUUGGCCAAGAAAUGCCAGAAGCAAGUCAACGACUUCAACUACAGGACUCACCUGCACAGCUGGACCUGCCUGCCGGACUCCAACGACGUGGUCCAGGCCAGGAAAGCCUACGAUCUCCAGAGCGAUGCCAUUUACAAGGACGACCUGAAGUGCAUGCAGGGUAUCGGCUGGGUGCCUAUAGGUUCACUGGACGUGGAGAAGGCGAAGAAAGCCGGUGAGGUCCUGAACGAGCAAAAGUAUCGUCAGCAUCCGAGCAACUACAAGUUCAAACUCACCACUGAAGACAUUCCCAUGGUUCUGGCCAAGGCCAACGCUCAGACUAUGAACAAGAAAUCGUACACUGAAGCCUGGGACAACGACAAGACAAAGAUCCACAUCAUGCCGGACGCCAUGGACGUUCUCCUCGCCAAAGCCAACAAUUACAACUACAGUCUGAAAAGGUACAAACAGGAUCACGAGGACGCGAAGAAGAAGGGCUACGACCUGCGUAACGACGCCGUGUCCAUCCUCGCAGCCAGAGCCUCCAGAGACAUCGCCAGUGACUACAAGUACAAGACGGGUUACCGUAAGCAGGUGGGUCACCACAUCGGCGCCCGCUGCGUCCAGGACGACCCCCUGCUCGUGCUGGCCCUCAACUCGGCCAAGAUCGCCAGCGACGCCCUGUAUAAGAAGGACUUCAACAAGUCCAAGACCAAGUACAACCUGCCGGCCGACAUGCUGACGCUGGAGCUGGCCAAGAAAUGCCAGAUCCAAGUCAACGACUUCAACUACAGGACUCACCUGCACCAGUGGACCUGUCUGCCGGACUCCAAUGACGUGGUCCAGGCCAGGAAGGCUUACGACCUGCAGAGCGACGCCAUUUACAAGGACGACCUGAGGUACAUGCAGGGUGUCGGAUGGGUGCCUAUAGGUUCACUGGACGUGGAGAAGGCGAAAAAAGCCGGUGAGGUCCUGAGCGAGAGAAAGUAUCGUCAGCAUCCAAGCAACUACAAUUUCAAACUCACCACCGAGGACAUGCCCAUGGUUCUGGCCAAGGCCAACGCUCAGACUAUGAACAAGAAAUCCUACAUUGAAGCCUGGGACAAUGAGAAGAUGAAGAUCCACGUCAUGCCCGACGCCAUGGACGUCGUUCUCGCCAAAGCCAACAGUUACAACUUCAGUCUGAAAAGGUACAAACAGGCUAAUGAGGACGCUAAGAAGAAGGGCUACGACCUGCGCAACGACGCCGUGUCCGUCCGCGCAGCCAAAGCCUCCAGAGACAUCGCCAGUGACUACAAGUACAAGACAGGAUACCGUAAGCAGGUGGGUCACCACAUCGGUGCCCGCUGCGUCCAGGACGACCCUCUGCUCGUGUUGGCCCUCAACUCUGCCAAGAUCGCCAGUGACGCUCUGUACAAGAAGGACUUCAACAAGUCCAAGACUAGGUUCCACCUGCCCGUUGACAUGCUGAACCUGGAGCUGGCCAAGAAAUGCCAGAUCCAAGUCAACGACUUCAACUACAGGACUCGCCUGCACAACUGGACCUGCCUGCCAGACUCCAACGACGUGGUCCAGGCCAGAGUCGCCUACGACCUGCAGAGCGACGCCGUCUACAAAGCUGACCUGAAGUGGCUCCAGGGCAUCGGCUGGGUCCCCAUCGGCUCGAUCGAUGUGGAGAAAGCCAAGAAGGCUGCGGAGGCCCUGAACGAGAGGAAAUACCGCCAGCACCCGAGCACCCUUCCCUUCACCAGCCCCAUCGAUGCCUUGAACAUUGUUCUGGCAAAGAAUAACGCCUUGACUGUCAACAAGCGUCUCUACACCGAAGCUUGGGACAAGGACAAGACCACUCUGCACAUCCAACCUGACACUCCUGAGAUCGUCCUCUCUCAGCAGAACGCUAUCAACAUGAGCAAGAAAUUAUACAGGCAAGGAUAUGAAGAGAUGAUCAGGAAGGGCUACUUCCUCCCUCCGGAUUCAGUGUCUGUCAAGGCUGCUAAGGCCUCCAGGGACAUCGUCAGCGACUACAAGUACAAACAGGGAUACCGUAAGCAGCUCGGCCACCACAUCGGCGCUCGCUGCGUCCAGGAUGACCCCCUCUCCAUGUUGGCUCUUAACUCGGGCAGGAUCGCCAGUGACGUUCUGUACAAGAAGGACUUUAACAAGUCCAAGACCAAGUUCAACCUGCCGGCCGACAUGCUGAACCUGGAGCUGGCCAAGAAAUGCCAGAUCCAAGUCAACGACUUCAACUACAGGACUCACCUGCACCAGUGGACCUGUCUGCCGGACUCCAACGACGUGGUCCAGGCCAGGAAAGCCUAUAAUCUCCAGAGUGAUGCUGUGUACAAAAUGGACAUGGAUGAGGUCGUAGGCGUGGGAUGGAUCCCCAUCGGUUCUCUGGACGUUCUGAAGGCUAAGCAUGCUGGGAAUAUUCUCAGCGAGCGUCUCUACAGGCAGACGCCAGAUAAACAGAAGUACACGACCGACAUGAGCUCCAUGCCCAUGGUCCUCGCCAAAACAAAUGCUGACAUCAUCAACAAGAGAAACUAUAUCGCUGCCUGGGAGGCUGAUAAGACCAAGACUAACUUACCAGCCGACAUGCCUGAGAUUCUGCUCUCCAGAGCUAAUGCAUACAACAUCAGCCACAAACUGUACAGGGAAGGUGUUGACCAGAUGUUCAGAAAGGGCCACAACCUCAAGGGUGACGCGGUUUCCGUUAUUGCUGCCAAACACGGAAGAAACAUCAUCAGCGACUACAUGUACAAGACAGGAUAUCGCAGGCAGGUGGGCCACCACAUCGGCGCCCGCUGCGUGGAGGAGGACCCCCUGAUCAUGUUGGCCAUGAACUCGGCCAAGAUCGCCAGCGACGCCCUGUACAAGAAGGAUUUCAACAAGUCCAAGACCAAGUACAACCUGCCGGCCGACAUGCUGAACCUGGAGCUGGCCAAGAAAUGCCAGAUCCAAGUCAACGACUUCAACUACAGGACUCACCUGCACAACUGGACCUGCCUGCCGGACUCCAACGACGUGGUCCAGGCGAGAAAGGCUUACGACCUGCAGAGCGACGCUGUGUACAAGGCUGACAUGGAAUGGAUCAAGGGCUGCGGCUGGGUGCCGAUCGGGUCGGUCGACGUGGAGAAGGCGAAGAAAGCGGCCGAGAUCCUCAGCGAGAGGAAUUACCGUCAACCACCCUGCAACUUCAAGUUCACCGCCAAAACGUGCGACAUGCCCUAUGCUCUCGCUCAGGCCAACGCCCAGGUUAUGGACAAGAAAGCAUAUAUUGCUGCCUGGGAGGCUGAGAAGACCAACAUUCAUGUCAUGCCGGACACUCCAGAGAUCGUCCUGGCCCAACAGAAUAGACUCAACACCAGUCAGAAAUAUUACCGUGAAGCUUUUGUGGAGGCCAUCAACAAAGGCUACUACCUGCCCAAAGAUGCAGUUUCUGUUUUGGCAGCCAAAGCCUCCAGAGAUAUCGUCAGCGAUUACAAAUACAAGGCUGGAUUCCGCAAGCAGUGCGGCCACCACAUCGGCGCCCUGAGUGUCCAGGACGACCCGCUGCUCGUGUUGGCCGCUCACGUGGCCAAGAUCUCCAGUGACAACGUCUACAAGAAGGACUUCAACAAGUCCAAGACCAAGUACAACCUGCCGGCGGACAUGCUCAACCUGGAGCUGGCCAAGAAGUGCCAGAAGCAAGUCAACGAUUUCAACUACAGGACUUACCUGCACCAGUGGACCUGCCUGCCAGACUCCAGUGAUGUGGUCCAGGCCAGAAAGGUCUACGACUUGCAGAGUGAUAACGUGUACAAAGCUGAUCUGGAGUGGCUGAGGGGAUGCGGCUGGUCGCCCCAGGACUCCGUCGACGUGGUCAAAGCCAGAAACGCCCAGACGAUCAUCAACGAAAGGCUCUACCGCCAACCCCCGAGCACCGUCAAGUUCACCAGCAUCGUGGACCUGCCCGAAAUCGUCCUGUCCAAGCAGAACACCGACAACCUCAGCGGCAGGAAAUACAGAGAAGCCUGGGACAAAGACAAGCUCAUCAUUCACAUGCCGACUGACACCCCCACCUUUGAGCUGUCCAAGGCUAAUUCUGUUAACAUCAGCAGUAAACUCUACACAAAGACGUGGGACGAGCAGAAGGCACGGAGCUACAACGUCAAGGAGGAUGCUAUCUCUGUGCUAAAGGCUAGAGCUUCCAGAGAUAUCGCCAGCGACUACAAAUACAAGACAGGAUACCGUAAGCAGGUGGGCCACCACAUCGGCGCCCGCUGCGUGGAGGAGGACCCCCUGAUCAUGUUGGCCAUGAACUCGGCCAAGAUCGCCAGUGACGCCCUGUACAAGAAGGACUUCAACAAGUCCAAGACCAAGUACAACCUGCCGGCCGACAUGCUGAACCUGGAGCUGGCCAAGAAAUGCCAGAUCCAAGUCAACGACUUCAACUACAGGACUCACCUGCACCAGUGGACCUGUCUGCCGGACUCCAAUGACGUGGUUCAGGCCAGAAAGGCCUACGACCUGCAGAGCGAUGCCGUGUACAAGGCCGACAUGGAGUGGAUACGUGGAUGUGGAUGGAUGCCUCACGAGUGUGUGGAUGUUAUAAAGGUGAAGAACGCACAGCUGGCCCUGGCUGAGAGAGGCUACCGCGUCAAGUUGGACGAACAGAAAUACACGGUUCCCACCGACAGAGUGGACAUGGUCUGUGCCAAGAACGCUGCCGCUGUCCUCAACGAGGCCAAAUAUCGCGAGGCCUGGCACGCGGACAAGACCAAGUACUCGCUGGUGGAAACUCCCACGAUCGUCACAGCCAGAGAGGUGGCUAAGAACAUUCACCCGAAACUUUACACCAAAGCCUGGGACCAGGUGAAAGCCACAGGUUACUUCAUGCCUGGAGACGCUGUGCCCAUCAAGCACUGCACCUCGUCCACUAAAGUGCAGAGUCAACAUAAGUACCUGGAGAGUUACCGUAAGCAGGUGGGCCACCACAUCGGCGCCCGCUGCGUGGAGGACGACCCUCUGAUCAUGUUGGCCAUGAACUCGGCCAAGAUCGCUAGCGACGCCCUGUACAAGAAGGACUUCAACAAGUCCAAGACCAAGUACAACCUGCCGGCCGACAUGCUGAACCUGGAGCUGGCCAAGAAAUGCCAGAUCCAAGUCAACGACUUCAACUACAGGACCCGCCUGCACCAGUGGACCUGUCUGCCCGACCAGAACGACGUCAUGCAGGCCCGCAAGGCCUACGAGCUUCAGAGCGACAAUGUGUACAAGGCCGACAUGGAAUGGCUCCGUGGCUGCGGCUGGAACGCGGCCGACUCUGUCGACCACGUGAAGGUCAGGAAGGCCCAGGAGAUUCUCAACGAGAGAAUGUACAAGAAGGGAGCCACAGACGCCUUCAGCACCUUCACCCUGGUCGUCGACCGCCCUGAACUCCUCCAGGCAAAGGUCAACGCUGCCAACCUCAGUGAUCUGAAGUACAAGGAGACGUUUAAUCUGGAGAAGGGUCACUACAUCGGCUCAAAUGAUACUCCACAGCUGGCUCACAGCAGAGAAGCGGCAAAGCUCACCAGUGAUAAACUCUACAAAGAACAAUGGGACGUUUCUAAAGCUUCAGGCUACACACUGGACCACGAGUACAUCCCACUGCUCAGCGGCAAGAAGGGCAGAGAAAUCGCCAGUGACGUCAGAUACAAGGACAUUCAUGAGAAGUGCAAAGGUCACUACAUGGCUGGAACCCUGGUGGAUUUCCCUGAUGUCAUGCGCUGUGGACAACAGGAGAAGAACAAGGGACUGAGACUCUACCAGAAGGACUAUCACGGCAGCAAGACCAAGGUCCACAUCCCGUCUGACGUCAUCGCCAACAAGGUUGCGAAACGGUGCCAGGACAUGCUGAGUGACGUCCUCUACCGCACCUACCUGCACCAGUGGACCUGUCCUCCUGAACAGAAUGAGGCUGUCCGUGCUCGCAAGAACAACGAGAUUUUCAGCGAUGUGUUCUACAAGGAUGACCUGAACUGGAUUAAGGGAAUCGGUUGCUAUGCGUGGGACACGCCAGAGAUCCUUCGUGCCAAGAAAUCCUACGAGCUGCAGAGCGACCUGAAAUACAGAACAGACGCCAAGAAAGAGUUCAACAAUUACUCCAUCGUGACGGACACUCCUGUGUACGUGACUGCUAUUCUGGGCUCCACCUGGGCCAGUGAGCUCAACUACAGGGAGGCUUAUCACAAGGAGAAGCACCUGUACACCACCGUCCUGGACACCGCCGACUACGUCCGCUGCCACAACUUCAAGCAGAUCUUCAGCAACAAAAACUACACGGCCGUGUGGGACAAGAUCAAAGACAAGAGCUACCAGAUUCCACACGACUCCAACGCCCUGCAGCACGCCAAACAACAGAAGAUCAUCCUGAGCAACAUCAAGUACAAGGAGGAUUACGAGAAGUUCAAAACCCUCUACAGUCUGCCCAAGUCUCUGGAGGAGGAUCCUGCAACUGCUCGCUGUGUCAGAACCGGAAAGUUGGUCCUUGAUCGUCUGUACAGGGAGAACUAUGAGAAGACCAAGGCCAAGAACCACAUCCCACCAGACAUGCUGGAGAUCCUGUCCGCUCACAAGACCCAGUCCGCCGUCAGCGAGAUCAACUACCGCAAGUACCUGCAUCAGUGGCUGUGUCUGCCUGAGCUGCGGGAGUACGUGCAGGCCCGCAAGGUCAACGAGCAGCUCAGCGACGUCUUCUACAAGGACGACCUGAACUGGCUGAAGGGAAUCGGCUGCUACGCCUGGGACACGCCGGAGAUCCUGCGCGUCAAAUACGCCGGGGACAUUCGCAGCGAGUCUAAGUACAGAGCUAAAGGCAUUGAAGGUUUCAAGGACUUCUCCGUGGUCACGGACACGCCGGUGUACGAGACGGCCAAACAGAACGCUCAGAACCUCAGCGACCUGCACUACCGCUACGACUACCACGCCAAUAUCAAGGGCACAAACACUGCUCCUGCUGUUACCGUGGAAACGGAGAGGGCACGUCUGGCUAACGAAAUCCAGAGUGAUAAAUGGUACAAAGACGCCAACAAGAAGUACAUGCCGACCGGUUACUCGCUGCCCCACGACACGCCGCUCAUCAAGCAGGUUAAACGCAACAGCCACAUCUCCAGCAAUGUGAAGUACAAGGAAGCCUAUGAGAUGAUGAAGGCCAAAGCUUACACUCUUCAUCCAGAGGGAGUCAACUUUGUUGGCGCGAGGAAAGCUCACAAGAUCAUCAACGAGCGUCUGUACCGUGAGGAGUAUCACAAGAACAAGGACAAGAUCCACACAACCUACGACACCCCCGAUAUCAAACAAGUCAAGAUGAACCAGUCUCACCUCAGCGACUUGUGGUACCAUGAGAAAUACAACAACAGCAAAGGUCAGCUCAUCUCUCUGCCCAUCACACCCCAACUGUUGCACUGCCACCACGUCAACGAGAUCACCAGCGAGCUGAAAUACAAAGAGGAUCUGAUGUGGCUGAGAGGCGUCGGCUGCUUCCUGUACAACACUCCAGAGAUGGCCCGCAUCCGUGAGGUCACCAAAUUCAAGGAGAACUAUCCACUGGAGGCCAAGAAGAACCUCAGCAACUUCUCUGUGGUCCUGGACACUCCAGAGUACAAACGUGUGACGGAGCUCAAGACUCACAUCAGCAACCUGAUCUACAAAGCACAGAGCAAAGAGGAAAUGGCAAAGGUCUCCUCUCCUGCAGACGCCGUGGAGUUCAAGAGAGCCAAAUGGGCUCAGCAGCUGACGAACAAGUACCAGUACACAGACCUGGCCACCAAGGAGAGAGCUCAUUUCACUCCAGAGGUGGAAACUCCACACAUGCGUCACGCCAGACAAAUUAAAGUGGUCUACAGUGACAACAAGUACAAGGAUCAGUAUGAGAAGAUGAAGCACAGGUACACCGCCAUCGCUGAUACUCCUCAUCUGAUCCGUGCUAAGAAAUCCUACCUCCAGUCCAGUGAUCUGCGCUACAAAGAGACCUUCCAGCUGACCAGGGGCCACUACCGCACAGUGAAGGAUGCUCUGAACAUCGUCUACCACCGCAGAGUCACUGAUGACAUCAGUGAGGUUAAAUACAGGGAGAAGUACAUCAGCACUCUGGGAACAUGGAAGUCCAUCCCCGAUCGUCCAGAGCUCUUCUUCAACAGAAUCGUCAACGAGAACGUCAGCACUGUCAAGUACAAGGAAGACCUGGAGUGGCUGAGAGGAAUCGGCUGCUACGUGUGGGACACACCUGAUCUGCUGCACGCCGAGCAGAACAAGAAACUCUACAGCGACCGACUGUACAGAUCGUCCUUCGAGAAGAACAGAGGCAACUUCAAAUACACAUGCGACUCUCCGUUCUUCAACACUGCCAAGAAUGCCUCCGUCCUCAUUAACGAUAGAACCUACAGAGCUAAUUAUGAGAAGACCAAGGAUAAGUUCACCAUCACUAUAGAUGAUCCUAGGUACCAGCUGGCCAGGGAGAACAGGAAGAUGAGCCAGUGGAGGUACAGGGAACAGUAUGAACGCGCCAAGGACAAGUUCACCUCCGUCCUGGAGACUCCGCUGUACGAGACCCACAAACGCAGCAAGAAGAUCGGCGACAUUAUCUACAAGAUGGAGUACAACAAGACCAAGGCCAAGGGCUACACCCUGCCUUACGACACGCCGCACCAGCAGCUCAUGAAGAAGGUCAAGGACAUGACCAGCAUUAUGAAGUACAGAGAGGUGUACGAGAAGAGCAAGGCUCAGAUCAACAUUGACCCGGAGGCUCGUGACAUUCGUGCUGCCAAGGACGCCUACAAGAACAUCAGCAACCUCGACUACAAGAGAAAGUACGAGGCCACCAAGAGCAAGUGGAACUGGACGACAGACAGACCGGACUUCAUUAACGCUGCCAAGAACUCCAUGCAGCAGAGCGAUGUUGAGUACAAGUACGACAGAGAGAUGCUGAAGGGCUGUGUGAUUCCUGUGGUUGACGACAAACUCACCCUCCUGUGCUUGAAAAACAAUGAAAUGGCCAGUGUGGUGAAAUAUAAAGAGAAGUAUGAGAAGGGAAAGGGUCACUACGUGCCUGUCCAGGACACUCCUCAAAUCCUGCACGCCAAGGCUGUGAAGACUCUGUCUUCAGAGAGCAAAUACAAGGAGGCCAGUAAGAAGGAAAUGCAGUCAGGCUCCUUCACCACGCUCCCUGAGACUCGCGACACAGCCCACAGCAAGCAGAUCAACAAGCUCGUCAGCAAGAAUGUGUACAAAUCAAAGCAUGAGAAGGAGAGAGGCAAGUCGGAGUACAACAACAUGACCGUCCCACCUGAUGUGCAGCACGCCAUGGACGUGGCCAAGUCCCAGAGCACCAUUGCCUAUAAGAAGAAUGCAAGGGCCGGCCUGCACUACACCUCUGUAGUGGACCGUCCUGACAUAAGGAAGGCUACACAGGCUGCCAAACUCAUCAGUGGGAUCGGAUACCGUGACAAGGCCCGCGAGGAGGCGAGCCGUGGAGGUUCUCUGACCUACCGCCCAGACAUCGCUCUGGCCACUGAGGUGUCCAAGCUGACCAGUGAGGUGGAGGCCAAGCCCUCCCUCCAUGGAGUUGCUUCCUAUGAUACGCCACAGAUGCGCCACAUUAAGAAAAUGAGUGCCUUGACAAGUGAUUUGAAGUACAAGGAGAAGUUUGACAAGGAGAUGAAAGGAAAGAGGCCCAAGUUUGACCUGAAGGAAAGUAAGAUUUACAAGACGAUGAAGGACGCCAAUGACCUGGCCAGUGAGGUGAAGUACAAGGGUGACCUGAAGAAGCUCCACAAGCCUGUGACUGACAUGGCCGAGUCUCUGUCCAUGCAGCACGUCCUGAGCACCAGCAAACUGUCCAGCGACUACCGCUACAAGAAGAAGUUUGAGGAGAGUAAGGGUCACUACCAUAUGAUUACCGACACACCUGAACAACUUCACCACAAGGAGGCGUCUGAACUCCAGAGUAACGUUAAAUACAAGGAGAAGUAUGAGAAGGAGAGGGGCAAACCAAUGCUGGACUUUGAGACGCCCACGUAUGUGACCGCCAAGGAGGCUCAGCACAUGCAGAGUCAGAAAGACUAUAAGAAGGACUUUGAGGAGAACAUGAGGGGCAAGAACCUCUCAGGGCUGGAGGUCACUCCUGCCAUGUUACAUGUCAGACACGCCACCAAAAUAUGCAGUGAGAAAGAGUACAGGAGGGAUCUAGAAGAGGGGGUGAAGGGUAAAGGGCUAACUGCACUGGAGGAAACUCCGGAGCGUUUGAGAGCAAGGAAUGCAACUCAAAUCCUGUGUGAGAGAGAGUACAAGAAGUCACUGGAGCAGGAGAUCAAGGGCAAGGGAAUGUUGGCGUUGGCUACGGACACCCCAGACUUCAUGAGAGCCAGGAACGCCACUGACAUCCUCAGCCAGACUAAGUACAAGCAGACCGCUGAGAUGGACAGAGCCAGUUACACCACCGUCAUCGACACUCCGGACAUCAUCCACGCUCAGCAGAUGAGGAACAUCGUCAGCCAGAAAAAGUACAGAGAGGAGGCCGAGAAGACCAUGUCUCACUACGUGCCAGUGCUUGACACUCCGGAGAUGCAGAGAGUCCGCGAAAACCAGAAGAACUUCAGCACUCAUCAAUACCAGAUUGACCUUAAAAACAUAAAGGGCAAAGUGUCUGCUGUAACGGACACUCCCGAAAUGCAGCGCGUUAAAGAGAAUACAAAGAAUUUCAGCUUGAUUCAGUACAAAGAGGAUUUGGGCGGAGGAACUUCUUUACCCGAGACGCCCGAGAUGGAGCGAGUUAAACGCAACCAGCGCAACGUUAGCACGAUUCAGUACAAGGAGUCUGUGGGUCGAGGCACAGACAUACCAGAUCUCCCUGAGGUGAAGCGGGUCAAAGAAACCCAGAAGAAUAUCAGCUCGAUUCAGUACAAAGAGUCUGUGGGUCGAGGCACAGACAUACCAGAUCUCCCUGAGGUGAAGCGGGUCAAAGAAACCCAGAAGAAUAUCAGCUCGAUUCAGUACAAGGAGUCUGUGGGUCGAGGCACAGACAUACCAGAUCUCCCCGAGGUGAAGCGGGUCAAAGAAACCCAGAAGAAUAUCAGCUCGAUUCAGUACAAGGAGUCUGUGGGUCGAGGCACAGACAUACCAGAUCUCCCUGAGAUGAAGCGGGUCAAAGAAAGUCAAAAGAAUAUCAGCUCGAUUCAGUACAAGGAGUCUGUGGGUCGAGGCACAGACAUACCAGAUCUCCCUGAGGUGAAGCGGGUCAAAGAAACCCAGAAGAAUAUCAGCUCGCUUCAGUACAAAGAAGGCGUGGGACAAGGCACGUCAGUGUCAGAGACGCCAGAGAUGGAGCGAGUUAAACGCAAUCAGCAAAAUAUUAGCACGAUAAAAUACAAGGACUCUUUGGGUCGAGCCACAGCCAUACCGGACCUUCCCGAAGUGAGGCGGGUCAGAGAGACCCAGAAGCACAUCAGCUCGGUUUUGUAUAAAGACAGUUCUGCCAAGGGAACUCCUGUGGUGUACACUCCAGAGAUGGAGCGGGUCAAAAGGAACCAAGAGAACAUUAGCUCGGUGCUGUACUCCGACAGCUUCCGUAAGCAGGUGCAGGGCAAAGCGGCCUUCGUUCUGGACACGCCCGAAAUGAGGCGUGUCAGGGAGACACAGCGCAUCAUCUCCGGAGUGAGAUACCACGAGGACUUUGAGAAAACCAAGGGCAGCUUCACUCCCAUCACCUCUGACCCCGUGUCUGAGCGCGUGAAGAAAAUCACCCACGACUACAGCGACAUCAGCUACCGCGGCAUCCAGAGGCGCGUGGUAGAGAUGGAGAGGAGGCGCGCCAUCGAGCACGACCAGGAGACCACCACUGAUCUGCGUGUGUGGCGCACAAACCCCGGCUCUGUGUUCGACUACGACCCUGCUGAAGACAACAUCCAGUCCAGGAGUCUGCACAUGAUGUCAGUGCAAGCUCAGCGCCGCAGCAAAGAGCACUCCCGCUCCACCAGCGCCCUGAGCGGCGGGGCCGAUGAGAAGUCUGAGAUGUCCCAGGACGCGACCCAGCACAUGUCCCUCUACAGCAACGGCUUCAUGGCCUCAUCAAUGGCAGGUUACCAACAGCAGGUGAAGACUGUGGAGUUGCAGCAGAGGUCAUCAUCUGUGGCCACUCAGCAGACCACGGUCUCCUCCAUCCCCUCACACCCCUCCACCACCGGGAAAACCGUGCGUGCCAUGUACGACUACACGGCCGCCGACAACGACGAGGUGUCCUUCAGGGACAGCGACGUCAUCGUCAACGUGCAGUCCAUCGACGAGGGCUGGAUGUACGGCACCGUGCAGCGCACCGGCAAGACCGGCAUGCUGCCCGCCAACUACGUCGAGGCCAUUUAAAGACGGAAAGAUCCUGAGCCCGCCCACUGCCACACGCCGCGGUGGGCGUGACACACCCACGGGUCAAAAACCAACCCUGUGGUCACAACUGCGGCUUUGUGCAAUGUGUAGCUUUUAGUUUCUCGUAGCUCUUAUUUAAAGUGUGUUGUCUUUGUUGUUGUUGGUAAAUCUGGUGUCGCUCUGACUCUGCUGCCCCCUGCUGCCUGUGGAUGUGACAUACAGUUUAUGUACUUCUGAUUAUACAGACUACGCCCACGAAACGUUACGUCUAACUGCUCUAGGACGUUUCCGUCUUAGAGAAGUCGGAGUGCUAACGCUAACGUCCUCAGCCAUUAUUUUGUAAAUUUCAAAGAUAUUUAAAUAUAUAUGAUUUUGUCCUGAAAAAGAGAGAGAGAAAAAGAGCCGUAGCGGCUCUAACGAUGAUGAAACUGAGUGAGUUGACAGCUACCUCCUCCACGAUUGAAACCACGCCCUCCUCGAGUUGUACGAGACGAGCCUCAGUCUUCCCUCCUCUACACUGAAGGCUGGCCACUAAUAGAACGUGUGUGUUUUGUUCCCUCCGAUGAUUUAGGUCUUGGGUUGAACGUACGUCCUCUACCUUUGAUCAGUAGCUAAUAAAGCACACCAAGCUCCUGCA
Molecule: messenger RNA, 20135 nt
Organism: Solea senegalensis (Senegalese sole)
Lineage: Eukaryota; Metazoa; Chordata; Actinopteri; Pleuronectiformes; Soleidae
Gene: neb
Product: nebulin
Exons: 143
Coding region: 98-19498 (6466 amino acids)
Biological process (GO): cardiac muscle thin filament assembly
Cellular component (GO): Z disc
Molecular function (GO): actin filament binding
Source: RefSeq, a predicted model, not a curated record